AUGCACCACCGGGAGAGUCUGCUGCCGACCUAUGGCUCGAAAGGUUCGAACUUUGCUGGUGUCUUCGUCGGUGGUGUGGCCUACGGUAUCCAUACUGCGGUCUUCGCUGCUGCUACAUAUUUCAUCAUUUCUGCUUACAAGGCGUUGAAAAGGCUACCGUGGAGCUUCCUGAUAUUUAUAUUUUCUCUCUUUACUCUUGGAACGAUUGACAUAGCCUGUAACACGAAAUUCGGAGAUAUGAUGUGGAUUGACGAUCGCAAUAUCCCCGGAGGCCCGAAUGCCUGGCUAGAAGCAGGCUACUCGACACCUGUAAAUGUUCUUGGGAGCGCGUCGUAUAUAUUCUCCAAUUUUCUCGCAGACGCGAUGAUUAUAUAUCGCCUCUGGGUCAUCUGGAGCUACAAUUGGUACAUCAUCAUCAUUCCGAUAUUGUCUUUCUUAGCCUCCACUGCUCUUUCCAUUCUUACGAUCUACGAAACCGCUCAACCAGGCGCAAGUCUUUGGUCGCACAUAACACUUGGAUUUUCCGUGCCGUACUGGUCGCUUUCAAUCGCUCUCAAUAUCCUCGUCACUUUGGCUAUCGUCUACCGCCUUGUAGCCAUGAAACGGCGAAUCGGACGACUCCUUAGCCCGGCACAUUCUCGCAUGUACACCUCACUGUCGUCGAUGGUCAUCGAAUCCGCCGCUCUAUACUCCAUCACAGGGAUGAUCUUCAUCAUCUGUUACGCGAGAUCAAGCAGCGUCCAGAAUAUAGUUCUGCCAAUUCUUGGUCAGGUCAUGUGCAUCGCCCCCGAACUUAUUAUUCUUCGUGUUGCUCGCGGAAGAGCAUGGUCCUCCAACACAGUUACCCUCCUCGAAGGGACCACAGCUACGGGUGUCAAUGAAAUCACCACCUCCUUGAUAUAUCAAGGAAGGCGUAGUAUACUUAGCCAUUGA
Molecule: messenger RNA, 933 nt
Organism: Stereum hirsutum FP-91666 SS1
Lineage: Eukaryota; Fungi; Basidiomycota; Agaricomycetes; Russulales; Stereaceae
Exons: 5
Coding region: 1-933 (310 amino acids)
Source: RefSeq, a predicted model, not a curated record